ACGCUUCUUAUUUACCACACUGUCGGAGAAGUCGUAAAGUAGGUGUAAACCAGUUUGUUGGUGACUGUUGAUAGGGAGAAGAAACUUAAAAGGUAGUUCUUAGUAACUGGAUUGGAUGUCAUACUUUAUGAGUUCAGCCUGCUGAAAUGAACAAGAACAAGCGAGCGCCAGGUCCGAAGGUAAAAGGGCAAGGAGCCGCAACAGCCAGACAGCUUGGCCUGUUGGUGGAUUUCUCUCCAGAUGGAGGGUUGAUAGGAAUAGGUGAUGAGGAUGAAGAUGAUGGGGCUUUGGAGGCGGAGCUGCUUGCUCUCACUGGAGAGAACUCUGGAGGAAGAGGAAGACCUAAGGGAAAAGCACCUUUGCCAAUGGAACAUAUUGAGAGAAUGGCUGCUUUAUGCAUGAAGGAUCUCGAUGAUGAGAAUCUUGAUGAUGAAGAUGUGGAAAAUGAUGCUGAACUAUUGGCAGAGCUUAAUGAUGUGCUUGAAUAUGACAAAACAGAGGAUUCCCUCCAUCCUCCAAAAUUACCACCAGCACAGGGCAGACUAAGUCCAACCCGUACACCACAGCUUAGUGCAGCCCCAUCACCAGCUGAUGGUCUGGAGUCUACUCUAGCAGAAAGGCUAGAGUCCUACAAGAUUGCUAUAUCAAAUGCCAAGCAAGCCGGAGAGAGUGCUAAAGUGCGAAGAUAUGAACGGGGCCUUAAGACUCUGGAAACCAUGUUGACAUGUGUUAAGAAAGGAAGAAAAAUUAAUGAAGAAGAAAUUCCACCUGCAGUGGCUACAGGCAAGAACACAGGCAUUUCAGAGGAUAUGUCCAGUACAGUGAGCCCCUUAUUACUGAAGGGGGAAAAACUAGUUCCUAUGGAACAACAAACAUCAACAUCAAACAAUGCGCAUACUGAUCAUCCCCCUGUUGUAGCCCCCCGACCAGUUCCACCACCUGUGCUGUUUCCCAAACCUGUGAUAACCUCUGUGGGGUCAAACACUCCAUCUCCUGUUACCCCACCUGAAAGAACUGUAGCUGGUCGUACAACAGCCCACCUUGAUCAUCCUUCACAAGUGGCACCCCACUCGGCACCACCUUCUGAACUGCAUCCCAAACCUCGUCCAUCAUCACUGUGUACAGGGACUCCCUCUUCUCUCGCCCAGCCUGUGGCACAGCUAACGCGACUUUCACCCAGCAAUCUGCAGCAAGCAACAGGCCCAAGAGCAGCUACCUCCUCCUCACCUUCUGGUAGUGUGAAUUCUGGCACUAAGGAGACUGUGUUAAACAGGCAACGAGAGUAUAAAGUCGCCGCAGUACAAGCUAAGCAGAAUGGGGACAUCGAGCUUGCCAAGUCAUAUUAUAGGACAGCAAAGAACCUGGAUUCCAUGGUUGAAGCAGUCGAACGUGGAGAGUCUCUUGACCUUCGUGACCUGCCCCCUGCUCCUGGCAUGUUACCAAAGGAGCCUUCUCGUCAGCUUCCUCAGCCAAUGAUGUCACCUGCUGCUGUUUCUCCAGUUACAACAGGUACUCCAGUUACUCCAUGUACUCCCACUCCCCCCAGAGAUCUCAUGGAAGCUUUGCAGCAGAGGAUGCUGAAGUACCAGUCUGCAGCAACAGAAGCGAAAAACACUGGUAAUGACAGGAAGGCCCGAAUGCAUGAACGCAUUGUCAAGCAAUAUCAAGAUGCCAUCCGUGCUCAUAAAGCAGGAAAACCAGUGCAGCUUUUAGAGCUCCCAGUUCCACCAGGUUUUCCACCACUCCAAGGUACUGAAGAUUCGGGUGGAGACCAAAGCAUUAUGGGUGUGUUGGAGACUGCUAUGAAACUUGCUAAUCAGGAAGAUGAUGGGGAUGAAGAUGAAGAGGAGAGAAAGGUAGCAGCACAUCCUGUUCCACAGAGAGCAGCUCCAGCCAUGCAGGUGAAAUCUGCUGCUCCUCAGACUGCAAGGACCGCUGCUUCAAAUACUGCUGCUGCUCCUGCCAAACAGGUGCCAAAAAGCAACACAAGGGCUCAACAACAACUAGACUUUUUAGAGAACCGGAAGAAACAAUUCCAGCAGGCUGCACUCCGUGCCAAACAGAAGAAUGAUAUUGAGGGGGCAAAGAUGUACCUUAUCCAGUCUCGUGGGUUAGAUCCUAUGAUUGAAGCAGCAAAGAAUGGAUUACCUGUAGACAUAACAAAGGUGCCGCCAGCCCCUGUGUAUGAGGAAGAUUUCCAGUUGCAGAACUCUCGUGGAGCACGCAUCUCUCCGAAGACAGCAGAGCAGUACAAUGAGCUCAUGGGAGUACUGAAGCAACAGCAUGAGAAAUGUCUUUCCUACUCACAGCAGUUUACCCAUCUUGGAAACGUGGCAGAAACCACGAAGUUUGAGAAGAUGGCAGAAGACUGCAAGAAGAGUAUUGAAGUUUUGAAAAUUGCACAUGCUAAGAGCUAUCCAUUGCCGAAGUAUCAUUAUGAGGAGAGGACAUUCAACACAGUGAAGAUCUUCCCUAAUUUGAGUAGCAAUGACAUGGUCCUCCACAUAGUGAAAGGCAUUAAUUUUCCUCCUCCCCCAGGUGGUUCUCCAAAUGAUUUGGAUGCUUGUGUUCGUUUCGAGUUUGCCUUCCCAAACACGGAAGAAGCCCAAAGGGACAAGACCAGUUCAUUCAAAGGCAGGAAUUCUCCAGAAUUCAAUGAGAAGUUCAAAUUGUCCAUUAAUCGUGGCCAUCGAGGAUUCAAGAGAGUUAUUCAGACCAAAGGCAUUAAGUUUGAACUUAUUCAAAAAGGGAACCUAUUCAAGUCUGAACGUGUUAUUGGAACAGCACAGCUGAAGCUGGAUGCUUUGGAAACAAAGUGUGAAAUCCGAGACAUUAUUGAGAUCCUAGAUGGUAGAAAGCCAACCGGAGGACGACUGGAAGUAACUGUGCGUAUUCGGGAGCCUCUUACUUCUCAGCAGUUAGAAACUGUGACAGAAAAGUGGCUGAUAGUUGAUCCCUUCUCCAUGCCACCAGUUGCUGUGCCCAAACCCAAGGAUCGAGGUAGUGAUAUGAAAGAUGUGGGCCCCAGCCAUGCUCCAGCUGUUUUGCAGAGCCUUGAAGUGCUAAGGUUUGACAAAAGUAGAAUAGAAAAGAGGAUUCAGGCGUUCAGAGAAGCUCAGCGGGAAGUUCCAGUUGAUCUGAUGAACCAAUAUCAAGAGAUUUCACAACAGAUCCAGUUGGAGAAAACACAGCUUGAGCGUGGAGACCCUGCCUUCAUGAAAGAGUAUUUUGUUCAGCUACAGAGAUUUCUGCAACAUUACACAGAAUCAGCAAAACGGAUGGGAGCCGAAGGCAGGCGGGAUGCAGCCAAAGAUGUUCUUCACAAACGCAAACUGGUAGAUGAAGAGCUUAAAAGAUUUAGAAGAUAACAUUUUUCACUAACGGGGUUUCCAGAAUGUUUUCCUCCGUCUCUGUUCAUGGCCAAGUGCUGUUUGAGAUGAAUCAUGUGGCCACAGAAUUGAUAACUGGUUUGGAUGCACUCUUCAUGGAACUUAGAUGGUUGAAUUAAAAAUCAGCCCAGAAUUUACACUGCCUUCAACCUGUGUUGGAAUCUUAGAAGGAAACUUCCACAACAUUUGUUCUGCAUUAUCUAAUUAUAACUGGUGUUUAACUUUGGAAGCUUGUGUUAGAUAAAGGGGGGAAUACUGCAAAAACAGUUGUUAAUCUUUUAUUUCAAAAUACGUGGUGACACAGUCGUGUAGAAGUUAGCAUUGUUGCCUCACAGCAAGAGGUUCUUCGGUUCGAUUCUCAACUGGGGUGCCUUCUGUGUGCAGCCUUCAUGUCCCGUCUGUGUUCACAUGGUUUUCCUCCAGGUGCUCCAGUUUCCUUCCACAUUCCAGAGACAUGUAGCUGGUGGACUGGGCACUCUAAAUUGCCCCUAGGUGUGUGUGUGUGUGUGUGUGUGUGUGUGUAGUACGGAUAAACUACCUUGGCAGGGCUAGCCAGCCCAUGGUGUAAACCUUUGCUGUAUAUGAUUGUAACUGUUGAAGUAAUACGCUGACCCCAUGUGCACAAAUAGGAAAAGGGGUUGACAGUGGAUGGAUGUAUUUUACUGUCCCACGUCUUUCUUCUGAUACGAGUCACUGGCACUUAAGCAGUACUUAUUGUCCUGCUGUUAAAGGGCAGGCUGGCAUAUUGGAAAUGUCUGUCCUAUGUAUGGCUCCACAGUUGAAACACCACAGCUUUAAUGAUUCUUUGUUCUGUUGUAGAGUUUUAAGCAGUUGUAUUGAACACUCCAGCACUUUGCCUUAGCUUGUUUGUAGGACUGCGCUUUGUGUUGUCAUUUAUUUAUUCUAUUUUGCUUUUACUUCUCACUGCCAAUUCUGUUACCUGUGUAAAUGAGUUAGGGAUUUACUAGUUUUAUUUCCAUGAAGACUAGAAGCAUUGCCAUGGUACCAUCUUGUGACAAUGCCAUUGAGCACAGAACCAGUGUAAGCAUAUGGCACAGGAGCCUGGGCACUGUCACCAAAGUGGUAUAAUCCGAACGCCGUCAGGAAGACUUUGUAAGUCGUGGUACUGAUGCUUUGUAAAUCUUCAAACACAAGUACCAUGCUAUAUUAGGAUGUAUAUAAUACUACCAGGCAUUAAUUACCAUUUUGUUUUUCUGGUUUCCUCCUCUGGUUAUCAUUCUAUCUGGAUUGCCUGAUGUUUGUCACACUUUCAUGUAACUAUAUUACAAAAUAAACUUCCUUUAUAGACUGUUCCAUUAGCACUACUGGCAUGUCCUUUUGAUGACCUGCCAGCAUAUUGAAUAGCACAUUCCAUUUUCCAGCAGUGCCAGAUGUUGUAUCACAUCUCUGUCUUUAUUUGAUCUCUCUUGUGACUCCAAGUCCCUUGUACAUAACUGUAUAGUUGCAGGAUUUGGUAGCCUGCCUAUCUGCUUCUAUUUGUGUUUGUCCCACUGAAUGCCUGAAAGAUGCACAUUACAUAAAAACACCAUUAUGUAACUAUAUAAUUUAAUAAUGUCUUGGUGUGCUGCACCAUUCUGGGCACAGCAUUGGUUGGAACUGACAAAGUGCCUUGCUUUGUUUCACCUCUCUGGUAACACAUUUAAUUUGCACAGUGCAUUACUAGUUACACUAUAGUUAUUGGGUGAGAGCAGUGAAUUCUGUCUGAUUGCAUUUUUAUGAUGCUUGUUUUACAUCAUUUUUAGUUGUGAUGCUAAGAAGACAGCCUUUCUGCCAGUUUGCCUGUAGUUUCACUCAGAAUGAGUAACACUAUAUUGGCAUCAUCAUUAUUCAAUGUACUCAACAAAAGUCUUCUGUUCACACAGAAUCACAUUCUAGGCCUUUCAUACCCAGCGUGGGUAACCUGCAGCUUUUAUAAUGCACAGCUAAUUGCUUUUAAUUUAUAGGAAUUUGUGUGGAUAGUUUGAAUUUUUUUUAUGUUGUUUUGCACACUGGCCUUAAGGUGGUGCUAAUGCUCAAAGAUGAACAUACACAGUCCUGAAGGCAUAGUGUUCCCACUUACAAGCAAACCAUAAUAUUAUGCAGCAUCUGUUAGCACCUUGUAAUCCGCCAGGGUCUAACAUCACAGAUGCAAAGUGUACAUAGUUUGUUCUUGUUAUAUCCCAGGUAACGAAUCCGAUAUCCUCCCCCAUAAAAAUCUAUCCAUAUACCUGAAACUGACAUUAAGUCAUAGUGAAUGUUUUCUCCUCUUUAUCAUUGUGGGCAAUUACUUCACUGCUGUCAUUUUUAUUAAAUGUUAGUUGCUUGGCAAUAAUUUCUGAAAUUAUCACAGAAGUAAUUUAUGCAGUAACGGUUAUGUUGUUAUAUGCCACUUUGUAGGUUUUACUUGGUUAAGAUUCAGUUAUAAUUUCUGAGGAAGUGUAUCUGAUAUCUCUUUGUCCAUGGAUCACUAAGUUGUGGUCACCUGACUUGGACACAUUAUUGCAUCUGUAACGUCAUAGCAUGAUGCUUAACCGUAAUACCAUGUCUGUCUUGUCCCUUCCUCAGCAUCAUGGAAGCUGUCUGAGAUUGAUCAGGGUCCUAUUCCCAGUCAUUUCCUUUGUUUUCAUACUGUAGGUGCAGACUUUGCUAAUAAUGUUUCCUUCAUUUUUACACUGUAGGUUUACACGUCUGCCUUUUGUUUUCCUGACUGAAUACCAGUUUGCCUCAUUUGUCUGUGGUACAUUUCCUUCAGUAUAGUCAAAGCUGCACUGGUGUGUACAUGUGUGAGCUCCAUGCAUUUGUCUGUGCUUAGGGAUGUAAAUAUAAAUACAGCUACAUAGCAAAGCCUGGGAGUGCAGACAACCUGGUGAGCAACUCCAGUUCCAUGAAGCAGGUGUCUGAGUAAGCUUUAUCCACACGGUUAUGCCAUCUGCAAGUGUAAGUGAAGGCAAUUGUGUAGUUUUAGUACUCUGAGAAUGAGGAGACCUUGCCAACUGACUGCUUCACAGAAUGCAGAGGGGCAGCAUCAUUUUGGCAAAGUCAUGAAUGCAGUUAUACUGUACAUCAACCGUAUUGGGGUCCAAGAGCACAAGCUUGUCUAUGUGAUGGGGUUUGUUUGUAUUUUCAGAAUUCAGAUAAGUACUCAGUUAUGAGUAAACAUCAGCAUUUUGCUUUUAAUAUAUCAUGCAAUUACAGUGUACCAAAUAUAGCAAAGAGGGGUUAGCAUUAAUUGUAAGUGCCUGCUUCCAUAGUGAAAGUCUGUAUUUAAAUGCAUAAAAAUAAAUAUAUUUAAUGAAUUUAAAGUGUAAGAAUAUUUUAAGAUUGAAAUUUGAAAUGAUUUUACUUUGUAUAGUUAGCAUGAAGUGCAUCUACAAGGUGUAUAUGGCUUGAUCUAUGCCAUGUCUUGCUGCAUUGGAGCAGAUACGUAAUAAAUUUAAUUACCACACCAAA
This is a messenger RNA of Protopterus annectens (West African lungfish), 6839 nucleotides long. It is a transcript of the gene CC2D1A, whose product is annotated as coiled-coil and C2 domain containing 1A. Gene Ontology annotation, molecular function: DNA-binding transcription repressor activity, RNA polymerase II-specific; RNA polymerase II cis-regulatory region sequence-specific DNA binding. The transcript is spliced from 30 exons. Lineage: Eukaryota; Metazoa; Chordata; Ceratodontiformes; Protopteridae. The record is from RefSeq and is a predicted model, not a curated record. Gene Ontology annotation, cellular component: nucleus. Gene Ontology annotation, biological process: regulation of transcription by RNA polymerase II. The coding region runs from base 147 to 3368 and encodes 1073 amino acids.